This is a messenger RNA of Cajanus cajan (pigeon pea), 4227 nucleotides long. Lineage: Eukaryota; Viridiplantae; Streptophyta; Magnoliopsida; Fabales; Fabaceae. The record is from RefSeq and is a predicted model, not a curated record.
GGAGGGAAAAAGAAAGAAAAGAGAGUGUGUGUGACUCUCUCUCUCUUUCUCUUACUCUUUCUCUUUCUUUUCUCCUAAAACUAAAACCCUCUCUCUCUUUCUCUCUCCUCUUUCGAUUUCUUUCACGAUUCUCUCUCUCUCUUCAUUUUGUCUCCUUCCUCGAUCUGCAACAACACCUCUGCUCCCUCUUCUUCCCUUUCUCCCUUUCCCCAUUUUGCCGCAUUGCUACGUUCCUUCCGCAACAUGAACGGGCCCCUCCCGUUCGGUUUUAGGAGAACAAAUUGAGGACAAGGGGCAGUUUGAUGGUUUCAAAGAUUUGGGUUUCUUUGUUAGUGGGUAUGUGUUAAGUUAAAUAUAACUACUCUACGCUGAGCUGAAUUUUGGUCAAAUGACACGGGGGAGGAUAAGGGCAAGGCUCCGGAGGAGCAAUCUUUACACAUUUGGUUGCCUUAAGCCUUCUACCAUUGAGGAACCACCUCAUCCACUUCAAGGUCCCGGGUUCACGCGAACUGUGCAUUGCAACCAGCCUCAACUCCAUGAAAAGAAGCCUCUAUAUUACUGCAAGAAUGAUAUAUCCACCACCAAGUACAAUGUUAUCACGUUUUUCCCCAAGGCACUCUUUGAACAGUUUCGUAGGGUUGCUAAUAUAUACUUCCUUUUGGCUGCGUGUCUGUCAGCCUCGCCAAUUUCGCCUUUCAGCCCACUGAGCAUGAUUGCUCCAUUGGCAUUUGUUGUGGGGCUUAGCAUGGCAAAGGAGGCAUUGGAAGAUUCACGAAGGUUCGUUCAGGAUGUUAAAAUUAAUCGCCGGAAGGUUAAUCGCCAUAAGGGUGAUGGCGUUUUUGGUCCCAGGUCGUGGCAGAACAUUAUGGUUGGGGAUGUGGUGAAAGUGAAUAAGGAUCAGUUUUUUCCAGCUGAUUUGCUUCUCUUGUCCUCGAGUUAUGAGGAUGGGAUAUGCUAUGUGGAGACUAUGAAUUUAGAUGGUGAGACCAACUUGAAGGUGAAAAGAUCUUUGGAGUCUACCUUGACUCUAGAUAAUGAUGAAGUUUUUAAAGAUUUCUCUGGAAUAAUACGUUGUGAAGACCCAAACCCCAAUCUUUAUACAUUUGUUGGAAAUCUUGAGUAUGAGCGCCAGAUUUAUCCUCUUGAUCCUAGUCAAAUUCUUCUCCGAGAUUCUAAGCUCAGGAACACUGAUUACAUCUAUGGGGUGGUCAUUUUCACUGGUCAUGACAGCAAAGUCAUGCAGAAUUCCACAAAAUCUCCUUCUAAACGGAGCACAAUAGAAAAGAAGAUGGAUUAUAUCAUAUACACCCUCUUCACUGUCCUUAUUUUGAUAUCUGUUAUUAGUUCCAUAGGCUUUAUCAUCAAGACUAAGUACCAAACCCCGCAGUGGUGGUACUUACGGCCUGACAUUAUUGAAUACCAGUAUGAUCCCAAUAAGAUUGGAGUGGCUGGAAUGAGUCAUCUGAUUACUGCGCUCAUUCUUUAUGGAUAUUUGAUACCCAUCUCACUUUAUGUUUCCAUCGAGGUUGUAAAGGUUUUACAGGCAACCUUCAUCAACCAAGAUAUUCAAAUGUAUGAUGAAGAAACUGGGACUCCAGCUGAUGCACGGACAUCUAAUUUGAAUGAAGAGUUGGGUCAGGUAGAUACUAUCCUGUCAGAUAAAACUGGAACCCUGACUUGUAAUCAGAUGGACUUUUUGAAGUGCUCCAUUGCCGGUACUGCAUAUGGUGUGCGUUCCAGCGAUGUUGAACUUGCUGCAGCAAAGCAGAUGGCUUCUGAUAUUGAUGAUGCGGAUUCAGAUCUCUCCAAUUUCCCUAUGCCUAAUACUAAAUCGCAAGUUUCAUGGGAUAAUGGUACAAGAUCUGAAGAAAUUGAACUGGAGACUGUUGUUACUUCCAAAGGAGAUGAGGAUCAAAAGCAUACCAUAAAGGGGUUUGGUUUUGAAGAUGACCGCCUCAUGAAUUGUAAUUGGUUGAAAGAGCCCAAUGCUGAUGACCUUUUGAUGUUCUUCCGAAUAUUAGCAGUUUGCCACACUGCCAUUCCUGAGCUGAAUGAGGAGACUGGUGUUUAUACAUAUGAAGCGGAGUCACCUGAUGAAGGGGCUUUUCUUGUAGCAGCAAGAGAAUUUGGCUUUGAGUUCUGUAGAAGGACUCAGUCAAGCAUUUUCAUACGUGAAAAAUUUUCUGCUUCUGGGCAAGUGGUUGAAAGAGAGUACAAACUUUUGAAUCUGCUGGAUUUCACUAGUAAAAGAAAGCGGAUGUCUGUGAUUGUACGUGAUGAAGAGGGCAGUACUUUUCUUAUGUGCAAAGGGGCUGACAGUAUUAUAUUUGAUCGCAUGUCUAAAAAUGGAAAGAUGUAUUUGGAAGCUACAACCAGACAUUUAAAUGAAUAUGGAGAAGCUGGUUUGAGAACACUAGCCCUGGCUUAUAGACAGCUUGAUGAGCAAGAGUACUCUGCUUGGAACAAUGAAUUUCAGAAAGCCAAAUCAUCUGUUGGGGCUGACAGAGAUGCGGUGCUUGAGCGGGUAUCAGAUAUGAUGGAAAAAGAGUUGAUUCUUGUUGGGGCUACUGCUGUGGAAGACAAACUGCAGAAAGGGGUGCCCCAAUGCAUUGAUAAACUUGCUCAAGCUGGUCUCAAGAUAUGGGUGUUGACAGGGGACAAGAUGGAAACUGAUUGGAUUCUAUCACGAAAAUUCUCUAUUAUUGAUGGGAAAACUCUGACAUAUGCUUUAGAAGAUGAUCUGAAGCACCAAUUUUUGGGAUUGGCUGUUGAUUGUGCAUCUGUCAUCUGCUGUCGUGUGUCUCCCAAGCAAAAGGCAUUGGUAACAAGGUUAGUGAAACAAGGUACUGGGAAGACUACUCUAGCAAUAGGUGAUGGUGCAAAUGAUGUUGGCAUGAUUCAAGCAGCAGAUAUUGGUGUUGGAAUCAGUGGGGUUGAAGGUAUGCAGGCUGUGAUGGCUAGUGACUUUGCGAUUGCCCAGUUUCGAUUUUUAGAGAGGCUUCUGGUUGUCCAUGGACAUUGGUGUUACAAGAGGAUUGCACAAAUGAUAUGUUAUUUCUUCUACAAGAAUAUUGCAUUUGGCCUCACCAUAUUCUAUUUUGAGGCCUUCACAGGCUUCUCUGGUCAGUCGGUUUAUGACGACUGGUACAUGAUUUUGUUCAAUGUUGUUUUGACAUCAUUACCCGUUAUUUCCCUCGGUGUUUUUGAACAAGAUGUUCCAUCAGAAGUUUGUUUACAGUUUCCAGCACUGUAUCAACAAGGACCCAAGAAUUUGUUCUUUGACUGGUACAGAAUAUUGGGAUGGAUGGGCAAUGGUCUCUAUGCCUCUCUCAUCAUCUUCUUCCUUAUCGUCACCAUCUUCUAUGACCAAUCAUUCCGUUCCGACGGCCAGACAGCCGACAUGGCUGCUGUUGGGACCACCAUGUUCACUUGCAUCAUCUGGGCUGUCAACUGUCAGAUUGCGCUUACAAUGAGCCACUUUACAUGGAUUCAGCACCUGUUUGUAUGGGGAAGCAUAACCACUUGGUACGUCUUCCUCUUGUUGUAUGGAAUGAUGUCUCCAACAUAUUCCAAGACUGCCUACCAAAUACUGGUUGAAGGGCUUGGUCCUGCCCCUAUUUAUUGGACAGCAACCCUUUUAGUCACAGUAACAUGCAAUCUUCCUUACUUUGCCCACAUAUCCUUCCAAAGAUGUUUCAACCCCAUGGAUCAUCACAUCAUCCAAGAAAUCAAGUACUACAAGAAGGACAUUGAAGAUCAACACAUGUGGACACGGGAGCGCUCUAAAGCCAGACAGGAUACCAAGAUUGGUUUCACGGCAAGAGUGGAAGCAAAGAUCAGACAACUGAAGGGAAAGCUGCAGAAAAAGCAAUCUUCCUUUGCUAUUUCAGCCCCAUCGUGACACUAUACAUAAUUUAACAGUUUUGGGUAUUCUUAGGGUUGCGUAUAUGGUUUUGACUAAAUGGGGUGAAUUAAAGUCCCAUUCACUACGGAAAAAAGUAUGGAAACUGCUGUAUGUAACAUAUUUACGUAGAAGAGUGUCAGUGUGUAAUUCUCUUACCACAUGGUUAUGAUUCAAUUGACCUUGAAGAAAUGAAACACCUAAGUUGUAUUACUAUUUUUCUUUUCUUGGGCUAGGGGUUUUUAUAUAGUUUUAUUUGUUUAGAACUUCUAGUUCCCAAUUUUUCUUCCCCAUAGGAUGAAAUCCAUUCUUUAUUUAUUAUACUA